CACCGGGAGGCGGGUCCGGCCCGGGGGCUGGGCCACCGCCGGGUUAAAGGCUGCUCCUUCCCGGGCCGCUGCUCCCGCCUCCGCACCCUGGCCCCGCAGUGAUGGCCUCGUCGCCACUCCUGCCGGUCCUGCCGCCCCUGUUCUUGCUGCUGCUGCUGCUACUGCCGCCGGAGGUCCCCGCGGCGGUGCGGGCGUCCCCGCUGAGGACACUCCCCGAGGGGGCGGCCGCCUGCAAGGCUGGGGGCCUGUGCCUGCCGGUGCCCCUCAGGAAGUCACAAGCACCUCCUGUCAAUGUAAGCCUCUACUACGAGGCGCUGUGCCCCGGCUGCCGGGCCUUCCUGGUCCGAGAACUUUUCCCGACCUGGCUGAUGGUGCUGGAGAUCCUCAAUGUCACACUGGUGCCCUACGGAAAUGCCCAGGAACAGAAUGUCAGCGGCCGGUGGGAGUUCACCUGCCAGCACGGGGAGCAGGAAUGCAAGCUCAACAAGGUGGAGGCCUGCCUGUGGGACCAACUGGAGAAGGAAGCAGCCUUCCUGACCAUUGUCUGCAUGGAGGAAAUGGAUGACAUGGAGAAAAAUCUGAGACCGUGCCUGGAGAUCUAUGCCCCAAAGGUGUCCCCGGACACCAUCAUGGAGUGCGCAAUGGGGGACCGGGGCAUGCAGCUUUUGCAUGUCAAUGCCCAGCUUACCGAUGCCCUGCAGCCGCCCCACGAGUAUGUGCCCUGGGUCGUCGUCAAUGGGAAACCCCUGAAAAAUCCAAGUCAGCUCCUAAGCCUCGUGUGCCAUCUGUACCAGGGUGAGAAACCAGACAUCUGCCAACCUAUGGCCAGCUCCCAGAGGGAAGUCUGCUUCAAGUGACAGCUGGUAACCUGGAAGGGACCUGCUGGAGGAAGAGCAGGAGCGCACCUGUCCCUGCUUGUCCCGUCCCUGACUCUCAGCAGCCCCUGCCUACCAUCCAGAUAACUUCUACACAUUCCAUGAAAGCCCAGACUCAGACUCCUGCCCCAGGAUCAAGCAUCUUGCCCCACUGAGAAUGGUGCUACAUUGAAAUGAGUUUAAUAAACACCUCUGGAUUUUGUGAUUCA
This is a messenger RNA of Neogale vison (American mink), 1084 nucleotides long. It is a transcript of the gene IFI30, whose product is annotated as IFI30 lysosomal thiol reductase. The record is from RefSeq and is a predicted model, not a curated record. Gene Ontology annotation, molecular function: oxidoreductase activity, acting on a sulfur group of donors, disulfide as acceptor. Gene Ontology annotation, cellular component: lysosome. The transcript is spliced from 7 exons. Lineage: Eukaryota; Metazoa; Chordata; Mammalia; Carnivora; Mustelidae. The coding region runs from base 102 to 857 and encodes 251 amino acids.